Messenger RNA from Cucumis sativus (cucumber), 1246 nucleotides. Its product is annotated as transcription factor bHLH85-like. The coding region runs from base 67 to 981 and encodes 304 amino acids. Gene Ontology annotation, cellular component: nucleus. Gene Ontology annotation, biological process: regulation of transcription by RNA polymerase II. Gene Ontology annotation, molecular function: protein dimerization activity; DNA-binding transcription factor activity, RNA polymerase II-specific; RNA polymerase II cis-regulatory region sequence-specific DNA binding. The record is from RefSeq and is a predicted model, not a curated record. Lineage: Eukaryota; Viridiplantae; Streptophyta; Magnoliopsida; Cucurbitales; Cucurbitaceae. The transcript is spliced from 5 exons.
CUGAUCAAUGGAAGUUUCAUAGCUAAUCAUGAAGACCAAGAAGAAGAAGAAGAAGAAGCAACUUUCAUGGCUCAAUUACUCUUCAACACCAAAGCUAAUUCCCCACCUGACCCUUUCAUGGCUACCCUUUCUUAUGAUCAAACACCUUCUUCUUCAACCUUCAAUUAUAGUCUUUCACAAGAGAGUAGUGAUGAAAUAUUAUUCCCUAACAAUAAUCAUUAUUAUUAUUCCAAUCCAAUGAAUAAUAAUAAUAGCAAUAGUAGUAAUUAUUUUUCAUUGGGAGAGCUUGGAACUUAUUACAGUAACGAUAAUGGGAGUGAUUUCCAUGUUCAAGUUCCUGAGGACUCUAUGAACGUAGAGGUGAGUGAGAAUAAUUUGCAGCCUUGUUUUGAAGAAGCUGAGUUGAUAAAAUUACCCGAAGAAGAAGCUGCUCAUUAUCACAUUGAUCAGAUUAAUUGCAAGAAAAGAUCAAGAGGAGAAUUUGGAGAUCAUGUACAAAAGGGGAGGAAUGAGAGAUCAAAGAAAGCUCAAAAGCUUACCUCAAGCACCAACACUACUGAAGAAGAUGGCAAUGCUGGCCUUAGCAGGCAAAGCACAAGCACCUACUGCUCGGAAGACGAAUCCAACGCCUCUCUCGAUCAAAACGGUGGAGCUAAUAACUCCAGAUCAAGUCUGAAUGGGGCGAACAAAUCCCGAGCCAGCAGAGGCUCAGCCACAGACCCUCAGAGCCUUUAUGCAAGAAAAAGAAGAGAAAGAAUUAAUGAGAGGUUGAGAAUCUUACAGACCCUUGUCCCAAAUGGAACGAAGGUUGAUAUCAGCACAAUGCUUGAGGAAGCUGUUCAAUACGUGAAGUUUCUACAACUCCAAAUCAAGCUACUAAGCUCUGAUGACUUAUGGAUGUACGCUCCAAUUGCUUACAACGGAAUGGAUAUCGGCCUUAAUCCGACGACCCCAAAAACAGCAAAAGAGAAAGAAUUAUGAAACAAAGAAGAUAGGGUGUGAUGUAUAAUAUUUGAGAAGAAAAGGUUUAAUCUUGUGGAGAAACUAAUAGUGUGUUUUUUGUAAAACUUUUUGAUAGAUUUUUUUUUUUCAUCAAGUUGGUGAUGAACAAUGGAGUCACAUAUGAGAGUUUGGUAGAGCAAAUUCGAUUCAAGGAGUUUUCGAGUUUUCGAACCUUUGAGAUUAAAUUGUAUUGUAAAGGCCUUAAUUUAAAUAUCGAUAAUGUAUAUAUAUACAUUACAACCAA